CGGCGCCGCGCUACCGACCUCGUGCCACCGUGUUCCAAAAAUAAAGAAAAAACAUCGCUCGGAUUUUAAUUAAAUCAAUUAUAGAAACGUUUGUAUAAACUGUUUAUAAUAUGGAAAGUAAUAACUCUGUACCGGCACCGCCAGAUGUAACACCACCAUUACCAUCAAUUCCCAGUGUUGAAAAGAAAGUCGGUUUCGCCAGACCGACUUUGAUAAUUCCACCUCCUCGAACAUCGCAAAAUUCUCCGAGGGUAUUUUUGAACGUUCCAGAAGAUGGUCCUAAAAGGAAACCUUCGUUAAUGUUCGACCACAUAAAUCAAUUAAGAGAUUUAGGUUUAAGUACUGCUAAGACAAGUUUAGGUGCUAGUGAGCGGUGCGCAUACUGGUUGUAUAGUAAAGUAAAAGCUUUAAGUAAAAAGUGGUUUACGCAUUGUUUUCUGACUAUUGUACUAUUAAUUUACACUGUUGGAGGUGCUUUAAGCUUCAAAGCGAUCGAAGAAAACAAAAAAGAGGAAACCGGGGAAGUACAAGGGGAAAGUAAAGAUGCCAAAGGAAGCAAAGAAAAUAUAGAAAAAGAGACUAACGUAGUGAAUGAUGAUAGUAACAGCACUGGAAAUGAAAAGAAAAAUACCGAAGAUAAGAAGAUUGAAGCUGGAGGAAAUAAUGCAGCUUUUCAGGAAGAGAAAAAUAAGGAGACCGAAGAAUUAAAGGAUAAACAAAACAAUGAAAUUGGAGAAACUGCAGAUGAAGCAACUGUUGGCAAAAUAAACGAGAACAAGAAAGUGGAGACUACUGAAGAAAAAACUGAAAACGCAAAGAAAAAAGUUGAGCAACAUAAUUCAACUGAAAAUGGAGAAGUGUUGCCGUUGCCUAAUGCUAGCAAGGAUGAUGGCGAAGUAUGUAUUGAGAAAGUCGACGAAAAGAGAAAUUUACUCUGUGAUUAGCCCUUAGAAGGAAGCGUCGUGCUACGACUCGAUAUCUGGGCGUUAAGACAAACACUAAUAGGAGAAUUAACAAAUUUAUCACGGUCAAUGCCUUACGAUAACCAAACGGAACAAUGGGCAAAGCAGGCCACUGAUAAAAUAGACAGUUACGUAGGGCAAGUUAUCGAAGACCAAAGAAUUGAAGCAUUUCUUAAAGCUAAUAGUGGACCUAAAGUUUGGACGAUAUGGAACUCGGUGGUAUUUUGUGCCACUAUUUAUACUACUAUAGUCCUGGCUAGGUUAAGGUUGAAUUUUAGUACUUGCGUCGCGUUUGAUGUGGCUUUAGAUGAAUAUACAAUAUAA
Molecule: messenger RNA, 1286 nt
Organism: Ceutorhynchus assimilis (cabbage seed weevil)
Lineage: Eukaryota; Metazoa; Arthropoda; Insecta; Coleoptera; Curculionidae
Source: the annotation of a GenBank genome assembly